AUCGGAUUAUUCUGUAGAAAACUCUCCUUAAACUUUCGCUGGAAAUGUAAACUAAUCACAGCGCAUGUGUUGUGAUCAGGAAAAAGCGAGGGUAAGCGACAAAACCUUCGGGUCUUACCCGAUGUAAAACCUCGUCGCUUCAUCCUCUUCGGGUUACUGUAAAUCAAAUACUAUGUCCAGUACGGAAACUGCCGACGAAAUUGACACUAAUGAUUUCACUUUGGGUCCCCCUAAUAAAAGAAUUAAAAAGACGCACCUAUCCGUCGAGGAAAAACAGUUGAUUCUGAACAUAUAUAAGAGUUUGAUUCAAGAGAAUUCGACCAUGUUAAUAACAGAUAUCGUUCAGAAAGCUGCAACCAUUGCAGGGGUGUGUAAGUCUACCGUGUAUAGGGUUCUUCGAGAAUACAAACGAACACGCACGUUAUCGAUUCCCAAAGAGAAAAGAACUUAUGAUAGGACUAUCGAUACGAUAGACGAUUUAGACAAAAACGCGAUCCGGCGGAAGGUGCACGAGUUCUAUCUGAAAAACGAAAUUCCUACUGCCGACAAAGUACUGAAAGUUGUGAAUGAUGACAACGAUGUGCCUAACGUUAAUAGAACGAUUUUGUAUAAAUUAUUGAAAAUAUUGAAUUUUCAACACGCUCGUAGAGGGCGAAGUAGCAUGUUGUUCGACAGAGAGGAAAUUGUAGUGUGGAGGAGAGAGUACCUGAGAAAAAUAAAAACCUAUAGGAACGACGGACGAAAGAUAUAUUAUUUGGACGAAACUUGGAUAAACGCUGACCGUACAAGGCAACAUGUUGUGAAAGUUGAGACCAUUAGUCCCUCGAUGCAAGCUACUUCAUCGGGACUAUACACAGGCGUGAAAAAUUCCUCUAGCACGGGAAAACGACUUAUCGUUUGUCAUAUCGGUAGCAGAGACGGUUUUGUGCCUGGGGGGAUGUGGGCUUUCGAGUCGAAAAUGUCUGGUGAUUUCCAGGAAGAAAUAACCCAUGACUCUUUUGAAAACUGGUUUUUAAAGAUUCUGCCAAAAUUAGAAAAACAUUCCGUAAUCGUCUUGGAUGACGCUCACUACCAUUGCAGAAAGGUUGAAAAAAUCCCAACCACUGCUACUAAAAUAGAAACUAUUAAAAGCUGGCUAGUAUCGAAGAAUAUUCAAUUUGACGAGAAUUUAUUGAAAGCCGAGUUGCUCGCGAUAGUGAAUACAUUAAGAAGUAAAUACGAUGCCUAUGUCAUAGACGAAAUGGCAAGAAGAAGCGGUAAAACUGUGCUUCGACUGCCGCCUUAUCACUGCGAGUUAAAUCCGAUCGAAUUGAUUUGGACGGAAAUUAAAAGUUACGUAGCAUCGUAUAGUAACACCGCUAAAUUUAACGAUAUUCAACAUUUGGUCGUGGAGGCAGCGAAUUCGAUAAGUUCGAAAAAGUGGAAACAUGCUGUCCAACAUGUCGAAGAAAAAGUAGAGACAAUGAUGUGGGAACUAGACAAUAUUAUUGAAAACAAUACAGAACCUAUUAUCAUUAACAUAAACGAGGACAGCUCGUCGUCAGAUUAUUCAGAUUAAUCUGUUUCAUUUCAACAAUAUUUUGCUCAAGUAUUGUUGUUUUGUAUAUUGUCGAUUUUGUAAAUAUAUUUUUAUUUUUAAUAGUUAAUGCGAAAAUUGUAAAUAUUCUUAUCAAUGAAUAACGUGUAAAAUUGUGAAAUAAUAUAUAUUGCUACACAGA
Molecule: messenger RNA, 1718 nt
Organism: Hylaeus volcanicus
Lineage: Eukaryota; Metazoa; Arthropoda; Insecta; Hymenoptera; Colletidae
Exons: 3
Coding region: 173-1558 (461 amino acids)
Molecular function (GO): nucleic acid binding
Source: RefSeq, a predicted model, not a curated record